Molecule: messenger RNA, 900 nt
Organism: Mollisia scopiformis
Lineage: Eukaryota; Fungi; Ascomycota; Leotiomycetes; Helotiales; Mollisiaceae
Exons: 2
Coding region: 333-512 (59 amino acids)
Source: RefSeq, a predicted model, not a curated record
CAACGCAACAACGCAAAGGAUACAAUAACCAACUAUUAUGAUGUCGUCGCAAAAGAAGUCUCCACGUGCUAAAGCCGAAGCGGGAGCGGGAGCCGAUGAUUUAAGCUUUAGUUCCGAGCCAGAAUUUCUUAAAGAAAACAACGAACUCGAGCACUUUGAGAACUACAACGAUCAAUUCGAACAUCUUGAGACCCGCAACGACCAAUUCGAGCAUCAUACAAAUAAGAUUUGAUUUGCGAUCCGUCUACUACUACAACUAUUAACUUCUAGUCUUAGCUCGUCCUCCAAACAAUCUAUCUACCAACUUCGCUUUCGAGAGUAUUAAAAACGAAAUGCGCGCUGACGAGAUAUUCAAGAAGCUCGAAGCAGAGCAAGAGCGAGGAUACAAUAAUCGAGAGCAAGCACGCAAUGAUCAACAACAAGCACGCAAAGAUCGAAAGCAAGCACGCGAAGAUCGAAAGCAAGCACGCAAAGAGCGAGAGCAUCUCCACGAAAUGAUCAAGGCUCUCUAAAAAGAAAACAAGGCUGUCCAUAAAAAGAUCAAGGCUCUCCAAAAAAAAAACAAGGCUCUUAAAAAAAAGAUUAAGCAAAGACGAUAGCAAAAGCGACGCCAAUUCUUCUUCGUUACGCUAGGCUUUGUUUUUUUCUUGGGCUUUGAUCUUCUCCCGGGCUUUGUUCUUGUCAAGUCCGUCACUUCGUCCCUCGAUCGUCCCUCAAUCGUCCCUCGACACAACACUGCCGGUCUUUUCGAUGGCAGUAUCAAAGAUCAUAUCGGGUGGUAACAAGGUGGUAAUAAGGCAAGGCAAAAGCAUGGUCUGGCGUUUGGAAUUUUGAGUAUCGAUGGCAUUAGUGGGCUAGCUAGGUGAAUGGAUAGAUGGAUGCGGCAUAUGCAAUCAGUCG